ACACCAAACCAGCGUGGGUUAUAACAUCACAUCUUCUUGAUGAAGUGUUACCAGCAUUUCAUUGGAAGGCUGACCAACUGAGACAUUUCUCUGGUUAUAACACAUUCACUACGCGGAUGUCGUCUCAUAACGAACCUGACCCAAAGCUCCAGUACAUCCCGCCGGUACCCAUAAAGCUAAUCGAUGAAGAUGACGACGAACAGCACGACGAAACAACCAUACCGGGCAUUACAAAGCACAAGCUACGAUCAUGGGCUGUUGAUGUGCAUAUAGGAGACUGCACCCUUGUCAAUGGCAGCAACGGUACUGAGAAGUUUGCCGUCUGGACAGUAUCGAUACAGACAGCCAGCGGUGGGCAUAUCAAGCUAUACAAGAGGUACAGCGAAAUGGACGCUCUGAGGCGGAAACUGUUAACCGCAUACCCUGAUAGGGCCAACGAGGUGCCAAAGCUACCUCCUAAGAGGUACUUUGGUAACAUGAAGAAUGACUUCCUGAUGAAGCGCCGUGGUGGGCUGGUGUACUUUCUCAGCUGCGUGCUGCUGAACCCGGUGCUUGCGAAUAGCCAGGCGGUAAGGUCCUUUGUUACAGAAUAGAGGAGUAUAGCUACGGAUAUCGAUGUCCUCCCCCCAUAACCACUGCAAAACAGCAAACACACUGUAGUUCACCAACAUCAGCGCCAUCUCCCAUGUCUGGUGAUGUUGAUGUUGACCUUUCCAAUCUGCGCGGUGGGAAACCACGCGCAGGCAGCGUCAACAAGGAAACACGCCUAAAAACAUGCUUCCAAGCACCUACAAACA
Molecule: messenger RNA, 797 nt
Organism: Williopsis jadinii
Lineage: Eukaryota; Fungi; Ascomycota; Saccharomycetes; Phaffomycetales; Wickerhamomycetaceae
Gene: YPT35
Product: Ypt35p
Exons: 1
Coding region: 117-593 (158 amino acids)
Biological process (GO): retrograde transport, endosome to Golgi
Molecular function (GO): phosphatidylinositol-3-phosphate binding
Source: RefSeq, a predicted model, not a curated record